AUGACGCGAGAGUCUCAGGGUCAACGGGUCACUGGUCAGAUGACACAUUUGGAGAUCGAGCAAGAUGGAUCAACUUCCCAAACUCCAGUCUUCAUGUCCGGGAUGUCCAAGCUACCCUCGAAACCGGUGAUCUUUGACGAGUUCGGCAAAGAAAUAACCGGAACUGCCGGCCCUUUCAACGAAGGAGGCGACUUUAAGCUUAUUUGUUCCGUGAAGGGGGGCAAUCCUACACCAAGAGUACAAUGGUUGCAUGGCGAAACUGUACUCUCUUCACUGAGCGCGGGUGAAAUGCCAGUGGAUAACACUAGGUCAUUGACCCUCUUGAUCAGAAACGCAACUCGUGCACUCUUGUCGUCUGUGUUCACAUGCACAGCGGAUAAUACUUUGCUAUCUCCGCCACAAAGGGUCUCUGUGCGUGUAGAAUUGUAUUUGCGACCGCUGUCAAUCGAAAUUUUAUCAAGGGAGCAGCCCUUGUCAGUGGGGAGACAAGCCGAGCUUUGGUGCAAAUCAGCCGGUGCAAGACCUCCAGCAGUUAUCACUUGGUGGUUAGGUGGCAAAAAACUUGAGUCUAUAACUAAACAACAGGACUUAGAGGAAGGAAACGAGACUCAGUCUCUGUUGAAAUGGACACCUUCAAAGGAACAAAACGGAAAAAUACUCACUUGUAGGGCAGAACAUUCCAAGUUCAAUAGUUCAACGAUUGAGAGUAAAGUGCUACUUAAUAUUUAUUAUGUGCCGGUUGCUACAAUGCACCUUGGCGCGAAAAUGAACCCGAACGAUAUUGAAGAAGGAGACGAUGUGUACUUUGGAUGCGAAGUUGAUUCCAACCCCCCUGCUUAUAAAGUUGUGUGGGAACAUAACGGUAUUUUGCUUCAACACAAUCCUGCCAACGGAGUCAUCCUAACUGGCAACACGAACCUUGCACUACGUAAUGUGUCACGAUACCAGGCCGGUAACUAUACCUGCACUGCGUCGAACGUCGAAGGAGACGGAAAGUCACUUCCCGUACGAAUGAAAGUCGUUUAUAGACCCAUAUGUCGAUCGAAAGAUAUGAAAAUAAUAGGUGCAGCAUUACAAGAACCAUCGAAGGUGGAAUGCGAGGUGGAUGCUUUCCCUGCCCCAGACACGUUUGAGUGGAUACUUAAUAAUUCUGCCGGCUCAAUAAAAGUUGACCCUGAACGCUUUAACGUCAAUGGCCAAGCCGGAAAAUCGGUAUUAACAUAUGUCCCCGUAUCCGACACGGAUUACGGAAAGUUGUCGUGUCGUGCAACAAACCUAGCAGGACAACAAAUGUUGCCAUGCGUGUACACCAUACUGCCUGCAGCUAGACCUGAUCCACCGUCCAACUGCUCAGUAUAUAAUCUAACCGAUGAUUCGCUGGAUUUGACUUGCCUUGCAGGGUACGAAGGUGGACUUCGAUGUAUCUACGUAGCAGAAGUCUGGGCUAAUGAAGGUUUAGUAACAAAUUCAACAAAUGACGCUACUGUUUGGAAUCUUAGAAGACUUGGCGCUAAAAGACAUUUAAACAUUGUGGUAUAUGCCGCAAAUAGAAGAGGAAGGUCUGAACACGUCACAUUAACAGUAGAAACUGCCCCACAAUUAUCUCCUAGAACGGAAGCGCAAGAGGCAUGGGAAGUCAACUGGGCUGUCGGUGGUGUUCUUGGCGCUGCACUUACUGUCGCAUUCAUACUAUGUCUUGCGCUUAUCGCUUCAAGAUUACGACACAGCGCUAGAAAUUAUGGAGUAACAGUACAAUCAACGAAGAAUCAAAAUGUGACUCUCCAGAAGAGGUGCUCGCCAGACGAUUGUAAUCCGGAUCUCAUUCCGCUCAGUAAAACACUGUCACUUCGACCGAGUACCAAUGCGGCUGGAUGUAAUGGCGGCUCUCCAUCCGCAGUGGCGGCCCUCCAGCCGCAGUGGCGGCCCUCCAGCCGCAGUGGCGGCCCUCCAGCUGCAGUUGCUUCACUGACAACUGACCGUAACGAGAAGCGCGCCGAGGAAGACGCUUUGUCAGGAUUGGCCGACUUAGGAAACACACUUUUAAUUUGA
Molecule: messenger RNA, 2049 nt
Organism: Danaus chrysippus (African queen)
Lineage: Eukaryota; Metazoa; Arthropoda; Insecta; Lepidoptera; Nymphalidae
Source: the annotation of a GenBank genome assembly